AUGGAGCAGCAGUUAUUGGGCUACGAGGAUAUGAUGUACAGAUUGGAUGAGGCACUUCGGAUCUUGCGCACUAAGCAAAAUUUGAUGACACGACUGUCGGAGCAGAUUUGGCCAUAUCUCAGACGAGCCGCAUUUGAGUAUGUGGCCUAUAUGGUUGAGUUCAAGCACGAUUGGUCACUUGCCUCGAUGUUGAUAGAGAGGUGGAGGCCUGAGUCCCACACGUUUCAUCUACCAUGCGGGGAGAUGACUAUCACCCUACAAGACGUGGGCUAUCAGCUAGGACUCAAGAUCGACGGUGAUCCUGUGAGUGGAUGCAUAGGUGGGUUGGAGCAACACCAUCAAGGACAUAACAAUGAGGAGUUAUGUGAGCAGACUCUGGGUGUUGUUCCUAGCCGAGAGGAUAGACAAUCACAAACCAAGUGGAUUGUGAAGCUCACUUGGUUCCACAACAUGAUUUGCGGUGAGCUAGAGCAGAAUGCCACAGAGGAGUACCUAAUGAGGUACACGAAAGGGUACAUCAUGCAGCUGAUAAGGAGUAUCCUAUUUCUAGAUGCAUUUGACUCUCAGGUGCACAUAAGGUGGCUCCCCUACUGGAGGACCUUAACAAGUGUGGCUGGUUAUUGUGGGGCUCGGCUAUGUUGGCAUGGCUGUACCACCAGAUGUGCUGUGCCAUGGAUCAUGGUCAGUGCAAUUUGGGUGGGCGCAUCAGCUUGCUGCUGUCCUUGGCCUAUCACCAUAUUCCGCUGCUACGGCCAGAUGGCUUUGAUACUCAUCGGUUUCCGCUGGUCGAGAGGUAUUUGGGUUCAGUACUGGCCGGACAAUUCCAGAGGCGAGAGCAAGCUUAAGCAUUACAGGCGUACCCUAAACGGGAUUGAGAUACUGAAUGUUGAGUGGACACCGUAUGCUGACCCACAACUGAUUGGUCUAAUUUCACUGGCGAUAGCUGAGGCGGAGGCCUUGGCAGCGGUUGUCUGUCCACUGCUUUGCUUCGCUAUCAACGAGUGGCAUCAGGUAGACUUGGUGGUACGUCAAUUCAGUGGCCUGCAGCACAUUCUGACCAGGCUACUGAACAUUGACAAGAUGCACAGGUUGUAUGGUCGGUUCGGGCGAGGCGAGUGGUUUCCGCAGCUGCUUGGUGGCUGA
Messenger RNA from Arachis stenosperma, 1143 nucleotides. RefSeq names its product protein MAIN-LIKE 1-like. Gene Ontology annotation, biological process: meristem maintenance; meristem development. The record is from RefSeq and is a predicted model, not a curated record. The transcript has 4 exons. Lineage: Eukaryota; Viridiplantae; Streptophyta; Magnoliopsida; Fabales; Fabaceae. Bases 1 to 1143 code for a protein of 380 amino acids.